This is a messenger RNA of Triticum turgidum subsp. durum (durum wheat), 993 nucleotides long. The record is from the annotation of a GenBank genome assembly. Lineage: Eukaryota; Viridiplantae; Streptophyta; Magnoliopsida; Poales; Poaceae.
AUGGAGGCCACCGCCGCGUCGACGCGGCCUCUCUUCCUCCUGGCGCCUUCGCCGCCGCUGGUCAGCACGGUGCGGCUCGCCCUUGGCGUGGGGAGGCGCCGGUUCGUGGUCGCGGGGGCCAGGAAGAAGAGGGGGCGGCAGGACGGGGAGGCGGGGGAGGAGAGGGUGGACGCGCACAGCUUCAACCCCAAGGCCGGCGAGGUCACCGGGCCGUUCCCCGAGGCCGUGCUUCUCAGAAAGAAAAAGGUGAAAGAGGACGGUGAAGCUUUGCCAGAAUUCGCGGACGCCGAAGAAGGUGAUAGUCAUUUUGCACUCAGUUGGUCCUUUUUGUGCUUGAUGCCAAUACGCGAUCUGUCUAACCCAACUAAAUUUACAGAAAAGCUAUACGAGCUUCUUAACAUUCAGCUAGAGAGUGGUUUAAAUCUGCAAAGAAUGCGACACUAUGAAGUUGUUUACCUCAUUCACGAGGACCGCGUGGAAGAAGUUGAAGACGUUGUAUCAAAAGUACAAGACUUUAUCAGAGAGAAGAAAGGAAGGAUUUGGAGGGUGAACAACUGGGGACUGCGCAGACUUGCUUACAAGAUAAAGAAAGCAACACAUGCCAACUACAUCCUAAUGAACUUUGAGAUACAGGCACAAUCCAUAAACGAGUUCAAGACUCUGCUAGAUAAGGAUGAAAGAAUCAUUAGACACCUUGUGAUGAAACGAGAUGAGGCGAUUACUGAAGAUUGCCCUCCUCCACCAGAGUUCCAUGCUAUGCGAUCUCAACAGUUGGAUGACGAGUAUAUUGAUGAGGAAUAUGGGAGGGUGGACGAUGGGGAUGAUGAGGCUGAACUAGAGUCUUUUGGCAAUGUUGACGAUGACGUUGAAGAUGGCGAUGAACCUGAAAUCAUUCUUGUUGAUGAAGUUGACGAUGACAAUGCCGAAGACCUCAGAAGAAGAAAUAGGAAGGUGAAACUGGAGAAGUAUACCGUGGAGAAGGUCUUGAGGUAG